AUGGAUGAAAGCAUCAUUAGGGUGCCUUUUUAUGCGUCAACUUCCGCAUGGCGGACAAAGGCGCAGUUGCAGGGUCUUCUUCGCAAUCACCCAAGCGUUAUAGCCGACAGUGGUCUUCUUGCGGCUCCUGGUACAAUCUUUAGCACCGCGCGAUUGUCGCUACACAACAGUGAGAGCGCAUUGGCAUUGGGUAUGAAUCCUUUAGGUGGAGGAGGGAGCGUUGGACUAAUGUCCGUGGAAGGGCCAGAGCCGACGCUUCAAGGGGCCACGCAUAUACGGUGGUUGGACUUGCCGCCAGAUGUUUUUGUGAGUAGCGUUGAUUGGUGUGAUGACCAUCUCCUGCUGGGCAGCACACGAGGUCGCAUCCUUCUCGUAAAGGCAGGGCCAUAUAGUGUAACUGAAAGCGGUGAAGCACUUGAUCCCAGUAGAUGUUUAGCGUCGGGUGAUACACAACCGAUGGUUGGGGACAUCAUUGUUGCACCAAGUAGCCAUGCGGUUUCAACGCUUGUACGUAGCGUGCGGUGCAACGCAGAGGUGAACUCAUCGAGUGUUGUAGGAGUGGUUGAAAGCCGCGCUAUGGUGUGGGAUCUGGAGGGGGAUUUGCAUCCCGUACGUGCAUGGACCCCCGGGGUGAGCACGGAGGUGAAAAACAACGGUCAGCAUGAAGUUCUUCUUUUUGCUAAUUGGGCUCCACACUGCGAUUCAAUAGUUCUCACAGGUGGUUACGAAGGGAGUCUUAUACUUACAGACACACGAGCGGAUAACACCAGGGGACACGGUUUAACGCUGCCCAUGCGCCGUGGGUACAUGGCUCGAUGUGCAGACUUUAACACAUUGCUGCCGUUUGUUGUGGCAGCAGCCUCAUCCGAUGGAACCAUCUCAGUAUUUGAUUGUAGAUUUCCAGAACACGCUGUGCGCACAAUUUCGUCACUUCAGGGUGAUGUUGCUUCUUUGAGAUGGCUGAGACUCCACUCUGAUCUUCUUGCGACGGGCGGUAUUGAUGGUACUGUUGCAAUGUGGAACCUGCGGUUUCCUCCAACGUACUGCGUGGGACGUGCUCAAUACAAGUACCCUGUUGUUGAUCUUGCUGCUACUUUGUCCUCCGUUGAACAACGUCUUUUUGGUGUGACAAGUGGCGGGGAGUUGACCUUGACUGGCCUUGCGCUUCCAGCGCUCUCAGCUUUGGCGUCGUGGCCGAGCAGUCGUGCCAAACCGCAGCAGGUUGGCGAGGACAAACCGCAUUUACGGGAACGCGAAAGCCGAGGAGUGGGACUCCUCUACGCGAGGCGACUGCGAGAGGCGUAUGAAAUUAUUACCGACUGUGCUAUGGAACGCUUCACUCGCAAAGACACAGCGGUGGCAAUGGCACUUGUGGCUCUUACGGAUGUCAUGCUGGUUCCCAAGUUUGACUACAAGGAGAUGAUUGAGGAGAAGGUGGGACGUCUUUUUGCCCUUGAGGAGACAUCCCAUACACAGGCCCUUGAGGUAUUUGACGAACUCCUGACACGUUCGAGUGAAAGACUUUGUAUGACACUGCCAUUGCGAAAGGUUCGUGACCUUAUGAAGCCCAAUCCUGAGGAUGUGAAGAAACUUGAGGCAUUGCGGUUAAACCUAUUACUGCAACGUGUUCUUUACACAGGCAAUCCCGAAGCCGUUAUCGCUGGUGUGCAAUUUUUUGCCGCCAACGCCGGUAAUCUUGAACUUGUAGACACGGAUACUGCGUGUGGCAUUGCCAGGAUGCUGCUGAGGGUAAAUUACGUGGAGGGAGAGAAGUUUAUACGUGCCUUUUUGUCUCUAUUGAUUCAGCAAGAUGGUACUGUGUUGGCCCGCACACUGACGCGACGGCUUUUGAUUGUCGUACAGGAGCCUCUAAUGACAGAAGGUCUUCCUCCACGGCAGGCGAAACGACGCGAGGAGCGUUUCUUACGCAAUUUGGUGGCUGCUCAGGAGGCUGUUCACGUACAGUUAAACAUUUUGGGUAUGGGCAUUGAAAA
Molecule: messenger RNA, 1994 nt
Organism: Trypanosoma cruzi
Lineage: Eukaryota; Euglenozoa; Kinetoplastea; Trypanosomatida; Trypanosomatidae
Exons: 1
Biological process (GO): regulation of gene expression
Cellular component (GO): nucleus
Molecular function (GO): histone binding
Source: RefSeq, a predicted model, not a curated record